Molecule: messenger RNA, 312 nt
Organism: Triticum turgidum subsp. durum (durum wheat)
Lineage: Eukaryota; Viridiplantae; Streptophyta; Magnoliopsida; Poales; Poaceae
Source: the annotation of a GenBank genome assembly
AUGGCGGCAGCGCUUCGUUCUGCGGCGAGGAAGAUCUGCGGUCACGCCUUUGAGCGACCGCAUGCGCUUCUCAGGACGGCCGCUUCAGCUGCCAUCAAGGAGGAACAGUGGCGGCUGCUGGCAAGGAUUGGCCAUGGCCGAAGCUCACUUCGCCGGUUCACCUCCUCCGAGUCACCAAGUUUUCUUAAUAAUAAGAACAAGAUAUUUUUCUCAAAAAGGAAUGAAUGGUCUUAUGAAACACAAUGCUUCUUCAAAUCUUCUGGUUAUGAGAUGGUUAUCAAGCGAGCGGUCAUUGAAGUCGCGCUCGUGUAG